AAUAAUAAUACCCUCCCAGCCCCCCAUUACAUAGACCCUAAUAAUACCAACCUCGCCCCCCCAUUAUUAAUACUCCCCAUUAUAUAUAAUAAUAAUACCCCCAUUACAUAGAGAGACCCUAAUAAUACCCCCAUUACAUAGAGAGACCCUAAUAAUACCCCCAUUACAUAUAAUACUAAUACCCCUCCCCCCCCCACCGGCCUGUACUGGGUUAAUGAGAGCUCAGUAUAGACCCUGAUUAUACCCCUCAUACCUACAGACCCUGGUUAUAGCCAGAGACCACCAGCUUAACCCCCAAUUACAUCCACAGACCCUGAUUAUACCCCUCAUACCUACAGACCCUGGUUAUAGCCAGAGACCACCAGCUUAACCCCCAAUUACAUCCACAGACCCUGAUUAUACCCCUCAUACCUACAGACCCUGGUUAUAGCCAGAGACCACCCAUUGCCAUAUUGCCACCCCCAUCUAUAGACCCUGACCCCCAUUACUAAUACCCCCAUCUAUAGACCCUGACCCCCAUUACUAAUAGCCCGGCUUCACCUGACAUAGAUCUACCCACCCUUCUCCAGACCCUCUGGAAGUCUAAUUCCUACAGACAUUAACCUUUCUAGAACUGUCUGAUCUCAAACUCUCCACAAACUCCUGCCUCCAAGUGCCCCCUGGUUUCUCCCUCCUGCACUCUGCCCUAGCUCUCAACCAGCCUCUCCUUCCUGUCCAAACUCUUCCCCAGCUUCUCCCUCCUAUCUCCAAGUGCCCUCUAGUUUCUCCCUCCUGUCCUAACCCCCCCUUCUGCCUCCUGCCCUAGCUCUCAACCAGCCUCUGCUUCCUGUCCAAACUCUUCCCCAGCUUCUCCCUCCUAUCUCCAAGUGCCCUCUAGUUUCCCCCUCGUGUCUCUCCAGCUGUCCCCCAGCAUCUCCCACCUGUUUAACAGCUCUGACCCUUCUCUCCAACUGUCCUCCGGGUUCUCUCUCCUGUCUCCCAGCUCUCCUGCAACUUGUCCCUCCUUUCUCCAAUUCUCCACAUUAUCCAUUUUUGUCCCAACCCCUUCCAGCUUCUCACUCCUGUCUCAGAAUCCCUUGCUGUCCUGAUCCCUUUAUUUUAGUACACCUUCUCCUAGAGGUCUUCAACAUAAAACCCAGUUUCUGCCAUACUUUCUAAUUAAUUGUCCCUUUAAGGACAUAGGAUAUCUGCUCCUGUGACUAGAUUAUUUUCGCAGAUAUUUUUCUUCCACCCAAAGCUACACUUUUUCUGUUUUACAAAUAUGGCCUCUCAGAGAGGAAAAUCCAUGGACUUGGAGCAUAACUGUGUUUUGUGCUGUCAAGAGGUGGAAAUUUAUGCUGUUGGGAAGUGUGAUCACCCUAUCUGCUACCGCUGUUCUACCAAGAUGAGAGUAUUGUGUGAACAGAAGUACUGUGCUGUGUGCAGAGAGGAACUGGACAAAGUAAGUAUAGAAACCUUUCGAUAAGCUAUUUAUAAGGCACCACUAUAAAUGCUUCCAUUCUGUUUUAAUUAAAGGACCACUAUAGUGCCCUGAGGGUGCCCACACCCUCAGGGACCCCAUCCUGCCGGGCUCUGGGGAGAGGAAUGGGUUAAACACUCACCUUUCUCCAGCGCCGGGCGGGGAGCUUUGAGCCAGUCUCAUAGGAAAGCAUUCAUAAUGCUUUCCUAUGGACGCUUGCGUCUUCUCACUGUGAUUUUUCACAGUGAGAAGCACGCAAACGCCUCUAGCGGUUGUCAAUGAGACAGCCUUUAGAGGCUGAAUUAACCUAUUUAUAAACAUAGCAGUUUCUCUGAAACGGCUAUGUUUUUAUAUAUAUAUAUAUAUAUGGGUUAACCCUAGCUGGACCAGGCACCCAGGCCACUUCAUUAAGCUGAAGUGGUCUGGGUGCCUAGAGUGGUCCUUUAAUAAAAGUAAUGGCCUAACUUUGCACAUGUUUCAGUUUACUUGUUUUAUUGCAUUUUUGCCAUUGUGUUUAUCUAAGUCUGCACCUAUUGCUAUUUAGGGCACACACAUAUAUUUAUAGAUUACAGAAUCUUUACUUGGCAUUUUUUUCUGGAUCCAUUAAUGGGUUGAGCACAUUUCUGUUAGCCUGCAGUGCAUCAUGAAGCCACGCACAAUGCAGUUUGGAUGUAAAUGGGUGAUUACGGUCCACUGUGCGUCAUUUUUAUAGUGUGUAUCUCAACUCUGUGACGAGCUGUACUUUGUGCAUUUUCCAGCAUUUUUGGCUAAUGCCAGGUUCUGCUGAAAUUGUACGAACUGCAAAGGGACACCAUCUGCAAUUUUUUAAAAUAUUUUUUUUAGUUUGUUUUGCACCGCCCAUUCCACUCUCCAUUCAUUGCUUACGUAAUCCACCAAUAAAGCAUAGGUAUGUGGGGUGCUGCCACCCUUCAAAUAGUUUUGUUAGCUGAACUAGUGACUGGUUAUUCAGCGGCUCGUGAUUCUCUUGGCCUGUCCAACCACCGUUAAUUGUCAGUGUGGUCACUGACAUUCGUCUAUUGUUAAAAGAAAACACAGUACUAAUGUUCAUUUUUAUUUUGAAAUAAAGCAUGUAGCAAUUUGUAUAUGCCAAAAGAAGGCAGAAGGCUAAAAUUGUACAUUUGAUGACCGUUUCCUAUUAAAGCGACAAUGUGGGUAGUAUAAUCAUUAAAUCUCUUUGAACGGAGAUAUUAAAGCACUGUCCUUCCAUUCAGUGUUAAAGCAGUUUAACACUUAAUAAGGGUCCCUGGCCACACACAGUCCGGCCCCUUCUGAAGGUGUGGCUAUAGCACGGAUUACACACUUCCUUGUCAUAAUAUUUCAUACAGUCAGUUGACACUCGCAACCAAUCACAGCUGGUCAUUUCUGCAGAGGUGAAUACUUCCUUAUUAGCCAAAGUAGCACAGAAGGGAUGGGCUGAUGAGGGGGCUCUUAUUUAGCAUUGAAAAAUAACAACAUUAAAAACUGUUUAAUGCUUAAUGAAAUUAUGACACCAUGGGGAUUCCAGAGACUAACCAGUUCAAUUAGAUGAAGCGGACACUGUGCCCAUUUAAUCUGGCCCUCAUCUAAAAGGGGACCCACUGCCCCCCCAAAUAGAAUUACAAAACACAAUGAAGACACCCACUAUAGUUAUACUGUAGUAUAUUUGAUAAAUCUAGGGCCACGGUUUUAUUCCUUGUCAAGUUUUCAGUUUAUAUCUUUUGUUUUACCUAAAUGUAGAGGAACAUAGAUUUUUGAAUGUGUGCAUCUGGUUGCGUUUCUACAUAGUAUGUAGUUUUGAUUCACAAAGAUACUGUUCUAACCAAAAAUUCUGUAAAAAAAAAACACUUUAAAUUUGAAUGUUAAUUUAAUUUUGCUAAUAGCACAGUGUGUAAAUAUAAUUACCGGGCAGUGUUUGUUUAGCUCUGUAAAUGAGACUUGUCUGUCUAGUUGUUUAUAAAAUGACAGGCAGCAGUGUGUUUAGCCAGUUAUGUUUUGCUGCAUGUCUUUCUUUUGUUUUCACAGGUGAUCUUUGUUAAACAGCUCGCUCCCUUUUCAAGCCUCAACACACAACCAAUGCAUAGCGAGAAGAGGUAUGACAUCUACUCAGACGACGUAAAGAUCUUUGCCCAACUCAGGUAAUGACAACUUUAUUUGAAAAUUUCUGUAUGGUACCUUUAAAUACUUAAACUAGUAUUGACUGUUCUGCAGCAAGGUUUAUUAUACAGAAGCAUGACACCAUUGUGGGGGGAGGAGGGUAGUUAAAGGGACACUGCUAACAAUGUUUAAACUUAGGUUCAAUUAUGUAUUUAUUCUUCUGUUUAAGUAUCGAGCACUUGGUAUGCCUCUAGGAGCUGCUCUGUGUGAUCAGUGCUAUUCAUAGUAUGGAUGGAAAAAUGAAAUGUCUGACAGAAAUAAGAAUGGGAAGCAUCAUGCGGUUCUUAAUUCUGCCUGUGAUUUAAUUUUUCUGUUGGUACUAUGAAUAGUACUGAUCAUAUACAGCAAAAGUGCUACAAUUUGUGUGUGUAUAUCUCUUUCACACAAAAGGCUGAUGGCUACACUGACAAUUGCUAUAGUAACCAUGUGUCUCCCUGACUGUCCUCUGGAAUAACUGAGAACAUGUUGGAGUGUUGUUUGUGGACCAUCACCCUACUGAUUUUGAAUAGAGACGUCAAUAUAACAAGCUAAUAAUCGCUUACUGUAAUGAUUGAGUCUAUUUUGGGAACUACUGCAGUUGGGUAAUUCUGGCCUCUGUUUUCUCAUGAGCUGAAUGUGUUUCACUUUCUGUAUCCACUGUUUAGGCGAUUGCUACAACAUGAAUGCACCUUAUGCCCUGAACUCCGACCGUUUCAUGCCUUCCCUGACCUAGAACAGCACAUGAGAAGGAACCACGAGCUCUUUUGUUGUAAACUGUGUGUAAAAUUCUUAAAGGUAAGUCUCCCUUAAACUGGAUAGCUUUAUGUCUUCAUCAUGGCAAAAGAAACCGAACCCUUGGAUUACAGCUUCAAUUAAAAGUAUCUCACAAAAAAUAUAACUGGAAGACUGUCACCAGGGGACUUAAAGUACCAUAACCGCUACAGCUCUCCUUUGAUGAAGCAACAGAAACGUGCUGGACUUUGCUUGCACUUGCAGUGUACCUCCCACUCUUGCAUGAUGUCUUUUUAUUACACAAUAGUUUUUUGGACUUUGAACGCUUGAUUGCAGUGUUUCAUUGAUAUCUGAUUUCUUGGCUGCUUGGUGAAUAAAAUAAUUCUGCCUAUUUUUAUUGAUUUUACUGUAGUGUGAUUGAGUGUAUUAAAAUCAAUGUUUUGUUUUUUGAUAAUUCAGUUAGUUGCCUUCCCUACACCACCACACAUCGCAUAUAUUGUACUGAAUUCGCUCCUAAUUUACCAAUCCUAGAAUUUUACCUAUGAGCGCAAGUGGUAUAGCCGCAAAGACCUGGCUCGCCACCGCAUACACGGUGACCCAGAAGACACAUCUCACCGUGGGCAUCCACUCUGCAAGUUCUGCGAUGAACGUUAUCUGGACAAUGACGAGCUAUUGAAACACCUGCGAAGGGACCACUAUUUUUGUCAUUUUUGUGACUCUGAUGGUGCCCAGGAAUACUACAGGUAUGUGGAUCAAAAUACUAUCAGAAUUAAUUUCCUUGUCAUUCAGAAAAAAAUACAUUGAUGAGCAUUAACUAAUGGCUUUCUCUUCUAUAAAAUGCAUGCGUUUCGGGACAUAAAAGUAGGAAUGCUUCAUUAAGCUAAAGUCAUUUUCGUGCCUGUAAUGUUCCUUUAAGCAUUAUUGUCCUUUUAAUCUGACGUGCACAUCCUUUCAAUUACAUUUACCUGACUAGUGCAGUACUUGUAUCAAUAUAGAUUACAUAAAUCUUUUUUUAAAAUACUAAAUCCGGGGGCAAUGCUUUGGUUUGAAAGCUUUCAUAACACAUUCUACAAAAAAACAAAUGCACUUAAAUGUUAUUGGCUAUGAUUUCAAACUUUUUUAUUUUUUAUUUUGUGGAUUAAAAACAGUGAAAAUGUUUGUCAUAUAAUUUCUCCCCACAAGAUGGCAAUGUUGUAUCGUGUAGUAUCGCCAAAGAUACAUAUUUAAUUGUUUCUACAUUUUCUAAUCCACUCUCAGUAGUCCAUGGUUAUUGAGUAUAGCCCAAAGUUUGACAUGCCUCUCAGAUCAGUAAAGCAUCAAAUGUAAAAUAAAUGAAAUAACGCUAAGUCAAUAUAUCCUUUUUUUUAAAAAAAAUUUUUUUUAACUUAUUUAUACUUUUAUUUUUAAGUGAUUACUCCUUCCUUCGUGAACAUUUUCGUGAGAGCCACUUUUUAUGCGAGGAGGAUAAUUGCAGGACCGAGCAGUUCACGCAUGCUUUCCGUUCUGAAAUAGACUACAAGGCACACAAGACAUCAUGUCACAGCAAGAGCCGCGCUGAAGCCAGGCAGAACCGGCAGAUUGAUCUCCAGUUUAAUUAUGCUCCCCGACAUAAUCGCAGAAAUGACGGUAAGGACAGUGUGGAAUAUCCACUAAACUGUGAAUAGAUAUGGACUAAAAACGUAAAUUUACAGUUGGGUAAAAAAUCCCAAGCUCCGCACACUGCCUUUUAAAGGAGCACUAUAAUGUCAACAAUACAAACAUGUGUUUCUGACACUAUAAGUAUAACAAGCCAUUUUGGGUCCCCUGCCCCACCUUGACCCCUGUUUAAAAAUGUGAUUUUACUCACCUUUUUCCAGCGCCGCCUGGGUCCCCCCUAGGCUGAGAUCAUCAAACUUCAUUCAUCACUGGCGAUCAUAACUUUCUUGUUACAGGAGGAGUUGUUGGAGGCGAGGAUUAUGAAGAGGUGGACAGGUUUAAUAGACAUGUAAGAGUCCCAAGAGGCGGAGCACGUGGAGGACAGCAGAACAGAAGGGGAAGUUGGCGGUAUAAAAGGCGAGUGUGCUUUUCAGGAAAUGCUUGUCUUGUAAGAUUUCUUAGGUUUACAUGUAAAGAGCAGUCCUGGGGCGAAGUUCGAAGUGUUGGUUUCCAUGGUGCUUCAGCGAAGCAGAAAGAACACUCCACUUCUAGUACAUUGCUACAGCGUUGCUCUUCAUACAUGGUCCACUAUUGUGCUUUUAGUUGUGCUGAUUUUGUGGAAUGCUUUGUGACAUUAUGUUCACAAGACAUGCACUGGUAUAUAUUUCAUUCAUCAAAGAAAGAGUGUUUAUUGAUCUGUAAUUUAAAACCUGCAGGGAAGAGGAAGAUCGGGAGGUUGCAGCAGCGGUGAGAGCGUCUGUAGCAGCCCGGCGUCAAGAGGAAACUGGAAGGAAGCAACCACUAGAAAAUCUGGAAAUCUCCAAGUACAGGAGGGAGGAGACCCGGGAACCUGAGGAGGGACGAAAGACCAAACUAACCCCCAAACCUCCAGCUGACAAUGCAGGUAUGUGUUUGUUCAUAUGAAGAAGGAUCCGUAAUUUCAUUUCAAAUUGGAUGAAAAAUGUGGGUUUUCUUACUGGUACUUGUUUGUAAUUUUCCCCACUAAGGCUGUGAAUUUCUCGUGAAACAAUUGUCUCUAGGCCCCAAAGAGACAGCGAAGGCGCAGAAUGUAUCCAAUGGUACUUUAACUGAGGAGGAUUUUCCCGUGUUUGGUUUUUUCACAGCUACCGCACCAUUGUUGAGGUAGGAAAUUCCAUUAAGGAUAACCAUGACUAUCUGUGACGGCGGUAUUGUUGAUGUAUGAUUAUAUUGAAAGCUGUAAUAGAUUUGGUUAGUUGUGUGAUGUGCAUGGAUACAUGGGGGGUGUUUAAGUUGCUGGAAUGGUACGAUGUGUUGUUUUUUUGUUGUUUAUUUUUACUGUGUAUGAUAUGACCUAGCAAAGUACCUGAAGGGAUUAAUUUGAACUAAAUGAGAGCCCUUUUAUUAUCGCACUAGGUGCCAAAAUGUGACAGCUUCUACAACAACUCACUGAAAUGUUUAAUUGCAUACGCAAUUUAAAACUUAAAUGUGACUUGUUUUCUUUACACAGAGAUUUAUACAGAAAACAUUUUUAUAUGCACUUCGUGUAUUCUUUCUUAACAGCAAAUUGCACAUCUCAAUAUUUUAUAUGAAAUCGGGCUAUUGUGUCUUAAAUGAAUACUCUCUAAAUGUUCGUGUUCUUUGCUGUCUUUAGAUACGUUACUUUUUUAUUUUAUUUUUUAAAAUGACUAUUUAGCUUUAGCUUUGAGAGUACAGGGACAGCACUAAAACAUUAAGAUGCCAAGGGUGUCCUGCUGUUAGUAUUACUAGCUAUUUUUCCCUAUCAUUGCAAAUUAAAGUGCACAGCUCACUGACUGACUGACUGCCGUCACUAAUAGCGGGCUGAAGAAGUGCAGCUGCUAGGAUGCUCCCCUCAUGCAUAGAUUCUGAUGUUAAAGCAGUGAAACGUGGCAGAAAGAGCCUUCUGUACUGCCUCUGUUACUUUUAUUUUGUAAUAUAGUCAUGUUUAUUUAGCAGAAACAAUGAGCACAGGUUCUUUUAAUAUACAGAUUAUGAAGGAAUUUUAAUAGAUCAUUCAAAGUUCUAUUGAUCUUAAUUUAUUUUAUUUUUUUUAAAUUUCAGCUCUGUAAAACCAGCACAAGUUAAACUGAAAGAAGAGGACUUUCCAAGUCUCUCAGUCGUUUCCACUUCAUCAUCCUCCUCCUCCUCCAACACUACCUCAUCAAGCACUUCCUCUGCACCAGCCUUCUCCUCAGGACUCGCAUACACUGCUUCUACCAGGUCAUCAAACAGAUUCCAGGAAGAAGAUUUUCCAGCUUUGGUGUCCAAUCUGCAACCGAACAGAACAAUGUCGUCUGUGACUUCUGCAUGGACUGCCAGCUCAUCCAAAAAUCCCUCCAAGCCCACAGCCCCUAGUGUGACUUCUUCCAACAAAGCUGGGAAGAAGACUUUGCACCCCACCAUUACUAAGCCAGCCUCUAAAAAACCAGCAAAAGUGUCUUCUCAUUCUGAAGAGGAGGAUGAUGGCACUGGAAUCACUCAACAGGAAUUCCGGAAUGCCCCCACCAUGUUUGACAUCUCCAAACUGCUUACCACACCACCGCCUCAAAGCUCUGCUAAGGUGGGCAAGAAGAAAAGAGUUGGGUCAGAGAAGCAAAACAACUCCAUCACAAGUCAACAGAUGUUUGACAAAUCUGCCAAUUCGUCCCUCAAGGAAAAUGCUACGGAGAUUGAGCGCACGCCGACUCCGCCUGCCAGUACCAUCCUUGGUGAUAAAUCCAACACUGUGGCAAACGGGCCAACUGAAAAGAAGGCGUCAGAGAACAUCAGUAUCUUGAAUGAUCCACCCGGUUUCAAAAAAGCAGCGGUUUCUGUGCCUCAAUAUUCUUUACAUGAAGAAGAAUUCCCAGCCUUGGUGAACAAGAAUGUGUUUAAGUUGCCACCACCAGGUAAACUGUUACUAGUGGGAUUAGUGUAUAAAUCUCCAGUUAUUUUCUAAAUGUAAUAACCAGCUACAGGAAGGAAAUCUGUUUUUUUUUAACCCCUAUUCUUUUCCUUGUUACUCUUAAUUACAAUAUCAGUGUCACCUUUCUCAUGCAGUAUAGGCUGGAGCACUAUAAGUGUUAGGAAUAUAGUUUUGUCAUAAUAACAUAUAUAUUUUAAUCAAAGCGCUUUGUUCAUUUUAUCCACGCAGUGAUGUGCAUUGAAGAUAGAACAACUCAGAUCUUUACAAGUUACAGCUUGCUGGCUCCUAAUUCUUAGCUUAUUGUGUCCACACAGUGCAUGUGUAACAUUUCUUUUUGUUUGGCAGGUUUCUCUCCAGUUGUGACAGUAGCUCCUAUAGCACCACCCCCUGGUCUAUCGGCAUCUGUUGGAAAACCACCUCCAGGCUUCAGCAAUAUCUCUCCCAUAACACAGUCCGCUGAACCGGAAGCCAAACCGGUCAAAGAGUAAGUGGACCACGGCAAUGCUACUGCUGCAGACUUGAGUUGACUCCUAAUGAUUCAUUUAAAAGUAUAAACCUAAAUUUUAAAAAAGCUUCUUUGAAUUUUCUGCGUUUGCCAAGUUGAUGCAGAUUGUAAAGUAAACCAGAAGCAGCCUGACUACCUUCAGAGCAAAAAUAAUACAACAACAAAAAAAACAAACACAAAACUCUUAACAGAACUAUAGCACUUGACCUGGAAAUUCUGUAAUUGGCACACACCUCCCAGACCACAAUGGUAUGUACUAGGGAUAGGCAAACUUCGGCACUCCAGAUAUUGUGGACUACAUCUUCCAUAAAGCUGUCAAAGCAUCUUGGGAGGUGUAGUCCAAAACAUCUGGAGUGCCGAAGGUUGCCUCUGCCUGCUAUAUACCAAUGUGGGGUGUGUUUUUGUCUUAAUUCCAUAAACCCUUCUCUUUCCAGCAGCUUAUUGGGGAUGUAGUUUAUGCCCCCACCUCAGUUCCACAAAUCUUGUAAAAUUAAUGAAACCUCACAAUAAAGUAAUAGCUGCCAUACUGCAUCCCUGCAGUCUGUUCAUGGUUUCAUCCUGUAUAGCCUAUAUAGGUAUGUGAUUGGGGCUGUAUAUAGUGACAUCACUAGCCAUCAGCUGAGAUUUACCCAAUAUCUGAUAGAUUGAAGAUGUUUAUUAGUCUGUGUGGUGUCCAGUUUAUCUGCUUUUUAUUGUUUUCUAUGGGAGUGUUUACUGUAAAAAAUGCUGCCCCUUAGAGGAUUAUGGCAUAUGUAGUUCAGCAAUUGAGAACAUCCUAAAUGAUGAAACGAUGUGAAUUAAAGUACUUGGCAAGCUAAUAGACACUGGUGCCUCCUCCAACACUGAUUUAUAGAACCUGAUUAUCAGUACACAGAAGCAGUCCAAGGACUGAAUCCUGGGGUUCCCCACUCACCAAUUUUAUCCAGAAUGGUGAUUUUCAGUUAAUGGAAACUGUGACGAAGUGCCCUUUGCUACUUGUGCCUGGAGAGGACUAAUUGCCAGCCUCCUGCCCUGUGACCAUGGCCCCUGGAAGAUUUUGCCCUUUAAAAAUGCUAUUUGGGCAUAUUGGAUUUUAUACUUUGCCCCUUUAAAUUAUAUUGGAGCAGUCUGCAGCUUUAAAUUGUGAAGAAAACCCCUGUUUUAUUCCCCCUGCUCCCCACUCCUAGAACACCAGUUAAACCCUUAAUACCUUGUUACAUUCAAACUCUGUCUGUCUGACCCUUAUAACUGUAAUUUUGUUUUCCUCUGAGGAGUUGUUGUUUUGCUGCAUGAGUGCUGUUGCUUUUGUGAGCUCAUUAAACAGACCUGCUUGACCCCUUCUUGAGCCUUGGCUCAUGUUUGGGGGAUGGGAUAAGUCUGCAGUGCUGAUGGUGUCACUUGGAGUCCUCGGCAAGCACUAUGAGCAUCGAUUGGCGGAGGUACUCGGUCGGAGUGCCCGCGGGUCCGUCACAUUUUGGAGGAAAACGGUGGGAUGGCGUCCUAGUGUGAGGAGAAGCAGCUUGGAGACACUGGUAACGUUACGGAGCUACAAGUGAGGGCGACGCUAGCACUCGUGCAGCGCAGCACCCUUGUCUACAGCGAAAUCCAAGGCGCGGAUCGGAGCGCUAGUGGCCCAGAGUUGGGGCCGAGCGAACAUGACUUAAUGCUAUGAGGGCGAUGCCUACAUUGCAAAGGUAAUGAGGCAGCUAGCCGGGUAUGGCCCAGAUCCUUCGGAAGAGGUGAUCGUCCGAAUCAUGCACGAGUUGGAUGAAGAGACCCAAGCAGCACAGCAAUGUGAGUUCAGAUUGUGGAGAUUGGGGCUGCGGACAACUGAUCUCUCCCCCCAGCUGGGAUGGUUGAUCCCUCCACCUUACCGCAACCAGCGUUCUGGGGAGUGGAGGCAACCGGCAGGUGGAGAUGGGACCGAGGUGUCUCUACCGGCCCUACAGGGAUGCCUGGCAGCCGGCCCAGAUCCCCAGUGGCAGCUGGAGUUACAGGGAGAGGAGACAAUCGGUCUCUCUCCCCAGCGGCGGCCUGAGUUCCAGGAGGAAGAGAUGGUCGAUCCUUCCACCCUACAGCGCCCUGGGGAGUGGAGGCAACCGGCCUCACCCUCCAACAGCAGCCAGAGGUACCGAGAGAGGGUACGACUGGUCUCUCACCGCAACUACAAGGGGAAAGCAACCCUAACCCCACCAGCGCAGAUGGGACCGCGGUCUCUGUGCCAAUUCUACAGGGACCCUGGACGGCCAGUCCAGAUCCCCCAACCAUACUCGCAGGAAUACCAGGAGGAGGUAAGCAAGCCCUCCUCUCCCCAGCUAAUUCCCAACCGAGUCCUGGGGGCAGUGGAUGGGUCUGCGAUACACACUGACCCCCUUCCAGCAGACGAGCUGGCAUCCGGGCAGAGCGCGGUCAGCCUCUGCCCUCCCUUGCCAUCUUGUUCAAAACCUGAAUGCCCACCAGCCAAACCCAGCAGAAGCGCUGGCAUCCGGGCAGAGCGCCGUUGGCCUCAGUCCACUAGUUCCCUUCAGCGACCUGGGACAUACAGGCCAGAGUCUGACACUAGGAAUCACCAGGGGCAGUAAUGGUGUAUUGUGGGUUGGCUACUCUGUUAACUGUUUGUUGUAAGUGAGCUACUUGACUAACUCAGGUACUGACCGACAGAAGGUCAGGUACGUGGUUAGUCUCCCGCCCCCCCAAUGGGAAGAUGUGUGACGAAGUGCCCUUCGACACUUGUGCACUAAUUGCCAGCCUCCUGUCCUGUGACUAUGCCCCUGCAAGAUUUUGCCCUUUAAAAAUUUUAUUUGGGCAUAGUGGAUUUUAUACUUUGCCCCUUUAAAUUAUAUUAGAGCAGUAUGCAGCUUUAAAUUGUGAAGGAAACCCCCUGUUUUAUUCCCCCCUUCACCCCCCCCACUCCUAGAACACCAGUUUAAACCCUUAAUAUCUGUCAUAUAUUCAAACUCUGUCUGACCCUUAUAACUGUCAUUUUGUUUUCCUCUGAGGAGUUGUUUUGCUGCAUGAGUGCUGUUGCUUUUGUGUGCUCAUUAAACAGACCUGCUUGACCCUUUCUUGAAGCCUUGGCUCAUGCUUGGGGGAUGGGAUAAGUCUGCAGUGCUGAUGGUGUCGGUUGGAGUCCUCUGCAAACACUAGGAGCAUCAAUUGGCGGAGGUACUCGGUCGGAGUGCCAGCGGGUCCGUCACAAAACCCUCUCUACUUUUACAUAAAUUUAAAGAGUAAAGUUUCUUUAAAAUGUUAAAGUAUUAGAUGUAUAAAAUAAGGACAGAUUUUCAUCAUUGUACUUUUUUUGCCCUCCUUGUGUGUGUUUAAUAGUUACGAUUUAUACAUUCUUUUUGCUAGCAUUUCUUGCUUUUUUGACAUGCCUUAGUGUUCUAAGUGCAAUUUUUUUAAAAAUUUUUUUUUUUUUGUUCUCAGAUCUCCUUUUUGCACGAGGGCCUACCUUGUACCCGAAAAUUUUCAGCAACGGAACAUCUACUUGAUCAAUUCCAUCAAAGAUUUUCUAGACAGUGAUGAAUCAAGGUUCAAUGAAUUUAAAUCCCACUCUGGCAAAUUCAGACAGGUACACAUACAGGUUGUGUUGCUAUUUGCAUAAUAUAUACUGGUGUUUCUGGCUUCUAAUUAAAUUAAAUAGCAUGUGUAUUUUUGAUCCACAGACUGUUGACAUAUAUGUUGUGUAGUUUUCAUUUAAUUCAAGAUAUUUUAAUCUUGUGCACCAUACUCAUCAAAAUUUUAUGUGUGUUAUCUUCUAUAUUUCAUGUUUGAUAGUAUUAUCGGUAGAUGGUAAACAUGUAGAUUGAUAUUUCAUAUAUGCUUUGCAGGCAGGUUCUGUGGAUCAUAUGCCAUGUUAAAUUAUAUGUAAUGCAAAAACAAGGAUCUUGUUUUAUGGUUUGUCUGCUGUUCAUCUAUUGGUCCACCUUUUGCUGCGCCUGAUGGCUCCAGCCUGCAUCACUGUCUAUUCCAAGCCUUACCUGCUCCACGAUGAGAAACGUUAAAGCAAGUUCUUUCUUUGUGCAGGGAUUGAGUUAUAUUUUGUUAUCAUGUGUCUGCUCUGUGCCUCAUGAAUGUGUCACUUGAAGUUAUUUGUGUAAUCAUUUGUUUGUGUUUACAUUUCUGUACAGGGGCUUAUAUCUGCUUCGGAGUAUUACAAAAGCUGCCGCAAAUUACUCGGUGAGAACUUCAGUCUGAUCUUCAAUGAACUCUUAGUCCUCCUUCCUGACACGGCCAAGCAGCAGGAGCUGCUCUCUGCUCACCGUGAUUCCUCUUCCGAAGACAAGCCUGUCUCCAACAAGUCCAAAAAGGGCAAGAAGGGAGCCUGGAAAACAGACUCAAACACUUCUGAUCUGGACUAUUCCACUUGUCCGAGUUGCAGCCAGGUGCUGUCCCCCAGGGAUGUUGGCUACCAUAAAACUUUGCACAUAGAGGAUAAUGAUUUCCCCUCUCUCCAGGCCAUCAGCAGAAUUAUCAGCUAAGUUCACUCUGCUCAGUGUGAGUCUACACUCAGUAGGAAGGAGAAUAAUACCAGUAAUGUCAAAGAGAUCUCAUGAUAGCCAAAACUGGCUGUGGUUUGCUGCCUGGCAGUACAAAGAUUAUUUCCGUUCUCCACGCUCGGCGGCCAAAUUACAUUUCGAUAUAACCAACGCAAAAGCGAUUAGCUGAAAGUGAAGAGCUGGGCUGAGGAAUUUGACCUGCUUGGCAUCUGCCUGUACCAGGUUUUUACCAGGCACCCAUUGCAGAAUGAUUGAAAGUUUCAGUGCAGUGAUCUGAGUGGUAUUUAAUAGGGCAAAAUAAAGAACCUCUAUUUAAAUGACCCAGAGUGUUUUCCACUUUGCUCUACCAUCCUAAAGGACUAAAACAAAUAUUGUCUUCAUUGUGUUGGUGUAAAAUAAGAGAUGCUUCGAAAUUAUAUAUAAUUUUUUAAUCUGAAUAGUUCACAGCCCCAUGGUUUUACUCUCGAAUUGCUGUAUGGAAAUCUCAUUAUUGACCAUUUUCAAACUGCAGACAGUUCAUCGGCCUCAAACCUAUAUACACAUACAUAGCUAAUUAAAUACACUAGUAAAGAGCUGUCUGGCUUUAAGCAUUGAGUAAGCUGGUUGCUAGCAAUCUAUAUUGAGCCAUGUCUGAUUGAAUGGAUUAAAUACAUAAUACCAGCAACCAACAAGGUAAUUAAAAAAAAAAAAAAAAAAUCAACAUUUAUCAACAAUAGCUUUUGUUAUUUCUGAAAGUAAACAUUUUACAUUAAGAAAAAGCUAUGAUACGGAGUAUAUCAUAGCUUCUGGCCUUUUUAAAAGCAUAUCUUUAAAGUGUAAUGGCCAGAGCAAUGUAAAACAUAGCAUUAAAGGGGCACUCUUCGUGCCAUAACCACAAAAGACUGAUGUAGAUUUUAUGGUACUACUGGCACUCUUCCUCUUCUGUGUCGAACGGUUUGAGAGAGGUCCUCUGGGCACCCACGGCUGGGUACCUCACUUGGAAUAUUGCAGAAGUUCCACUCUUGGAAUAUCAAUUUCUUCCGAAUUCUGAUGGCAUUCAUUGUCUAAGCUGUCAACUGACAAGUGUAGCUAAUGAAUGUCAUGUAAGCACGGUAGGAAUUGAUAUUGCUUCUGUUGUAAGUUUGUGAUAAACUGUUUGGAACGGACCUGUGAGACUGUGCCGUACACAUGUUGUCAUAACCACUACGGAGGACUGCCAUAGUUAUGGUACUUAGAAUAGCCCUUGUAAUGAUUCCGAGCAGGUGAAUAGAUUUUUGGAGUUCCAAGAUCAGAUAAUUAUAACUCAUUGACUGCCGCUUCCAUAAGAUUUUAGAGAAAUGAACACUUAUAACGUAUCUGUAAAUAAAAAGAAUCGUAGAAUCAAAGAACAUUCAUCUUUUGAACAGAAGAGGAGAGAAAAUGAGGGCAAGUCACAAAACCUUAGAAGGCAAUUUUCAAGAAAAAUAUUUAAAUUAGUUCCUUAGGUUCUCUUUUUCAAAUAGAAAAUUAUCCAAUCAUUAGAUUGGUCAGUGAUGUUCGGGAGCAAAGGUGAACAAGCAGAUGGGACAAAUAAAGCUAAGUCUGUAUAUUACCCAUCAUGCAUUUGUGAUCUAGUAAGUUUUAAAAUCCCUUUUACAACCAUCAUUCCCUCCCAGUAUUGUCUUCACAUGGAGACUACUGUAAUGGGUUCUGUGGAACCAAGUGUUAAUUUAAAUUUUGUUGUGCAUUGAAUCUUUGCCUCAGUGUUUGGAGUCUAUAACGUUGCAGUGUAGCCUGUGUUAAUGUGGAGACCAGGUGUUCACAGCUUGUAGCUCCGUUUUGUUACAUGUUUAUAUCUUGCUGCAAUGAACCACCAAAAACAGGGCAUCAAAGGACCUUGUCAGCUGUUUAAACUGACCCCCAUUGCUGUCCUGUUAGUUUACAGAACUCUGCUCGAUGCUAGUGCAGAGAGAGCGAGAGACUGACUUUACAUUUUCCACUUUUUCCUUCUUUUGACUUUGUCACUUUAAAAUUCUUACCUUAAAACUCCCAUAGUCCUUUUGGUGAUACUAGUUUAUUAUAGUAAAUCUAGGGUGAUUUUAUUUUCCACUAUUUUUCCUUUUUUUUUUUUUAUUUUUUUUUUUAAGUAAUUUAGGUUAUAUAAUCAUAAUGCAGUCUGUUAACGAUCAGAACAAUAACUUGGCUUAUACUUGAACUAUGGAUGCUGUAGGUAUUACAGCAGUGUACAUUAUUGGCUAUUUGUGUGGCACAUAAUGUCAUAUCUGAGACUCGGCAGCACUGGACUGCUCUAGAUAAGAUGUUUGACCAGGCAUCACUGUUUGGUAGCAAGCUAGAGUACAAUCAGUAGCGAAAGACUUCUACCCAUGCUCCUGUAUAUCUAAUUUUCAUUUUGUAGGAACAUCCAUUUGGACUUCACACACAAAUUACUUCAUUCACUAAACAGCAAAUUGGCAUUGAUUUAAAAUGUGUAUAUAAAUUCCUUUCAAUGCAAAGACCUCGUCUGAGCACAUUUUUCAACUGGUUAGGAAAAAAAAUCGUUUUUGAAUACACAUUACAUUUUGAAUUUACCGCAGAACAUUUGCCAGUAAAUUAACGUUAGUUUAUUUUUAUGGGUUUUCAUUUCUGGAAGUGAUUAUGUAUUGUUUAAAUACUUAUGGUGCUUCGAACACCUGUUGACUAACAAGUGAUUGUAGAAAACAAAAAUUCAGAAAAUCACUUCUAGAUCAAAGAUCAAGUUUGUGCCAACUUGUAUUUCCUCUUUGCUUCCUUGUAAUUAAACACAAAAAGCAAAAUGCAGAAAAAAAAAGUUUGUCUCGUGUUUUUUACAUUUUCUUUUGUGUUUUCC
Pelobates cultripes (western spadefoot toad) is the source of this 16674-nucleotide messenger RNA. The record is from the annotation of a GenBank genome assembly. Lineage: Eukaryota; Metazoa; Chordata; Amphibia; Anura; Pelobatidae.